CCCUUGGCUAUUUCUGGGCAUGUGUUCCUCCUCUCUCUUGCUCUCAGACACCCCUAUAUCUCUUCUCACACCAGCUCCCCUCUGUUGCUGCUGCUAAACAUUUUGUAUACAUUUGUCUGCCCUCUUGCUUCUCCUCCUCCUCCUCCUCUUUUAUCUUUUGGUGCUUGGGGCUCAUAAAUCCAUGCAGCUGGUGUUGUUCUAUGUUUUUAAAAUUUUUGGUCCCUUUCUUUCUUUCAAGCUCUGCUUCGUCUGUUGUCCUUUUGGUGCUACUCUGUCUCGCACUCUUUCUUUCUAUGGUUGCCAAUGCAUUCAAUACCUGGCUCUACUCUACUGUACACUUCUCCACGUACCUCUUUGCCCUUCUGCACCACCAGCCACCAUCUAUUUAAUCUCUCCUCUUUCUCUCUCAUCCAUUAGCCUCCAAAACCAAGAGUUAGAACAAGUUAGAGAACUGAACAGUCCCUCUCCUUCCAUUUUUUCCCUUCUCUUUCCCUGUACUCAUUCAAUCAUUUGACCACUUCAGAUGGGUCAUUUUCUCCACCGCAUCAAAACUUGGAGACCUGUUCGCCUUGCCCUCGUAGUGCUUCUUCUUGUGAGCUCCAACCAAGUAAAAUACUCGGUUGAAGGUAGAUCAUUGUUUAAGCUUUUAGAGGCUGCCAAGGGGAGAGAUGAAGAGGUGGUGACGAUGAGAGCUUUGAUAGGAUCGAGGCCGCCGAGAUGUGAGACGAAAUGCAGUUCAUGCGGCCACUGUGAGGCAGUUCAGGUGCCUGUAGUCCCACAAGACAAGAACGGAUUUAGGUAUUUCUUCGAUACAAUCACUUCCAGGGGGGGUGACAGCUCCAACUACAAGCCCAUGAACUGGAAAUGCAAGUGUGGAAACAUGCUACUAAAUCCAUAAGCAAAAGAAACAAGAGAGAAUUAGCUGUAAUCUUUUCAAUUUGUGGAUAGAUACUUGAGAGGAAGUGAGAUUCUUUGAUCACUUUUUAGUGCUCAUGCUCUGUGUCAUUUGCUUGAAUGCAAAAAUCACUUGUCUCCCUCCACUCAUUUCUGUAAUCAUCAUCACUUCCCCUUGUUUUGUUACCAGAUCUGGGAAGUAUAACUCAUCCUUGGAAUUUUGUAGAGUUUUUAUUUACUCUGGCUGUCAAAUUCUAAUAACGCAUGGUCACUUCUUUCACCUCUCCCUC
Molecule: messenger RNA, 1184 nt
Organism: Phoenix dactylifera (date palm)
Lineage: Eukaryota; Viridiplantae; Streptophyta; Magnoliopsida; Arecales; Arecaceae
Product: EPIDERMAL PATTERNING FACTOR-like protein 2
Biological process (GO): guard cell differentiation; stomatal complex development
Source: RefSeq, a predicted model, not a curated record